Perca fluviatilis (European perch) is the source of this 1839-nucleotide messenger RNA. RefSeq names its product alcohol dehydrogenase iron containing 1 (gene adhfe1). Gene Ontology annotation, cellular component: mitochondrion. The record is from RefSeq and is a predicted model, not a curated record. Gene Ontology annotation, molecular function: alcohol dehydrogenase (NAD+) activity; metal ion binding. NCBI's taxonomy places the organism in Eukaryota, Metazoa, Chordata, Actinopteri, Perciformes, Percidae.
CUAAUCCGCUUCAGUCCGCAGCGCGUGCAGAUGGUGCAGAUCAGGUUCUGCAGAGAUGGCGGGACGGGACCGAGUCGUUCACCUGCUCACACAGCUCGCGAGCGCGGCGUGCAGAUGUCCCGCCCACUCCAACACCUUCCACCAAGGUGUCGGAGCUGCAACCUGCACCGUCAGGAAGACCGACUACGCCUUCGAGAUGGCGAGCUCCAACAUCAGAUACGGAGACGGAGUCACCGCGGAGAUCGGCAUGGACCUGCAGAACCUCGGGGCGAGGAAGGUCUGUGUGAUGACAGACAGGAACCUGUCUCGCCUACCGCCGGUGGCGUCCGUCCUGGAGUCUCUGUCCCGGAGCGGAGUCACGUACAAAGUGUACGACAACGUCCGCGUGGAGCCCACCGAUACCAGUUUUAAGAGGCCAUCCUCUUUCGCCGCAGCUGCCUUUGAUGCCGUGGCUGGUGGCGGGUCUGUGAUGGACACUGUAUGCGCCAACCUGUACGCCAGUCGGCCCGACGCCGGCUUCUCGGUUUCAACGCCGCGCCGGGGAGGGCGCCCGUCCACGGGCGGCCGCUAGCCGCUCAUCGCAGUUCCUACGACCGCCGGCACCGGCAGCGAGACCACCGGAGUCGCCAUCUUUGACUACGAGCCUAUGAAAGCUAAAACAGGUAUAGUAUCGCCAUCCGUAACUCAACCACGCGGCACCGUGGACCCGCGGCACACACUGAGCAUGCCCGAGAGAGUCGCCGCCAACAGCGGCUUCGACGUGCUCUGUCAUGCUCUGGAGUCCUACACAGCCCUGCCGUACCACCAGCGGACCCCUUGCCCCCCCAACCCCCUGCAGCGCCCCGCCUACCAGGGCAGCAACCCCAUCAGCGACGUCUGGUCCCGCCACGCCCUCGCCAUGGUCGCCAAAUACCUCAAACGGUGUCACGGGAUGUCUUAUCGAUCGCGAUGCGUAGAGACUCCACGAGGGCAACAAGCGCUGGCGGCCCCUCUAGUGGUGAGUGGGGGGAACUACAGCGUGGAGCACCCUCUAGUGGUGAGUGGGGGGAACUAUAGCGUGGAGCACCCUCUAGUGGUGAGUGGGGGGGAACUACAGCGUGGAGCACCCUCUAGUGGUGAGUGGGGGGAACUACAGCGUGGAGCACCCUCUAGUGGUGAGUGGGGGAACUAUAGCGUGGAGCACCCUCUAGUGGUGAGUGGGGGGAACUACAGCGUGGAGCACCCUCUAGUGGUGAGUGGGGGGAACUACAGCGUGGAGCUCCCUCUAGUGGUGAGUGGGGGGAACUACAGCGUGGAGCACCCUCUAGUGGUGAGUGGGGGGAACUACAGCGUGGAGCUCCCUCUAGUGACUCUGUGUGUGUUGCGUUCAGGUGCAGACACGCGGCAGGUAAAGCGGGCUGAUGCGGGCCUCCUGCUGGCCGAUGUGCUGCGUGAGCUCCUGUUCUCGCUGCAGGUGGAGGACGGGCUGGUUGCCGUCGGCUACGGGACGGAGGACAUCCCGGCGCUCGUCAGAGGAACCGUCCCGCAGGAGCGAGUGACCAAACUGUCUCCCAGAGAACACACAGAAGAGGAUCUGAGCCGACUGUUCGAAGCCUCCAUGAAACUUUACUGAACUCUUAGUAAGGGGGCCUAGGUGGUUUUCAAGCCCCCCAAAUUAGACACACAGGCCCCCCCUACUCUAUCUCUCUGACCCUUAAACCAGAUAUAUAUCAGCGUGUGAACUGAUCUCUGGUCUGUGUGAAGCUGCAGUUCCUCUCCCAGCCACUACAUGGCGCUGUUUCUCAGCCUCUUCCUUUUAUUAAAAAUGUAAGCACUAAAAUAAAAUGCACAUUAACAAUG